Molecule: messenger RNA, 2674 nt
Organism: Mercurialis annua (annual mercury)
Lineage: Eukaryota; Viridiplantae; Streptophyta; Magnoliopsida; Malpighiales; Euphorbiaceae
Product: protein RIK
Exons: 12
Coding region: 261-2201 (646 amino acids)
Cellular component (GO): nucleus
Molecular function (GO): RNA binding
Source: RefSeq, a predicted model, not a curated record
GUGAAGAACUCUAGCUAGUUAGAGUCGCUAUCUAUAAACGACAUGUAGUUGAGCUUGGAAACAUAGUCAGAAUAAAGUUUCAACGUGUCAUAUAGCAAUUGGCUGGUCACCAUUCCAUUUUCGUCCUCACCCAACCCAACCAUCUAAAAUAAAUUGUAGCACCACCGCCUCCACCACCACCACCACCGCAAUCACCGUUCGUAAAAAUACAAACACAAUCUUCGCGAAAAGAAAAUAACAAAAAUAAAUAAAUAAAGAAAAUGACAGAGGAGAGCAAUACUAGCUCUAAUGCGGAAGAUUCAAUUGCCAAUACCGCCGAUGCUUCACAGUCAAGACAAAGGAAAAGGAGAAAGUGGGACCAACCGGCGGAGUCGUUGGUGUCAGCUGGAGUAGCGUCUUUAGGAGUACCUGGUGCUGUUGUACCUCUAGCUAACAUGAAUGCUCUUGCUGGAAUCUCUCUGCAUGGAUUAGUUCCUUCAGUAAAUUCUAGUCCUUUCUUGAGCAAUCAACUGUUAGCUAAUUCUGCAACCAUCCCAACUGCGUUUUAUGUUCCUUCAACACCACAAAUUACAGCUACUGGGAUCCCCAAAUUAAAUCAACCUAAGAUUCAGGAUGAGCUAAUGAUUGCCCGAGAAAUUGUUAUAAAUGAUGCAGAGUCCUCUGUUCGUUACAAGCUCACUAAGCGUCAGACGCAGGAAGAGGUUCAGAGGUACACUGGUGCUGUGGUGAUAACUAGGGGAAAAUAUCGUCCACCAAAUGCCCCACCUGAUGGUGAAAAGCCGUUGUAUCUUCACAUAUCUUCCGGUGCUCAUUUGAAAGAUACUGCAGAAAGGAUUUUAGCAGUUGAUCGUGCAGCCGCCAUUGUUGAAGACAUGCUGAAACAAGGGCCAAAUCUACAGCCUGCUUUAUCUGUUCUUCCCAUGACUGGCGCUAGCGGAGCAAAGGCUCUGAGCACAUGUGUAUUUUUGGGCUUUGACGCAGACAAAUCACUGAACAUUGCUGCUCGAAUUCGUGGACCAAAUGACCAGUAUAUAAAUCACAUUAUGAAUGAAACAGGAGCAACAGUUGUACUAAAAGGACGUGGCUCUGGAAAUUUUGAACUCCCAAAUACUGGAGAAGCACAGCAACCUCUUCAUCUAUUCUUAUCUGCUGAUAAUUUGAAAAGUCUGGAAGAUGCAAAGCGUUUGGCUGAAAAUCUCCUAGAUACAAUUGGUUUAGAGUGUGGUACCUCAAGGAUCUCAUGUAAUAAGGUUUAUAGUGCUGUUCCACCGCCACAGCAGUUGUUAUCAGGGGUUCAAAGUUCUGGGAUUGAGGAGAAAGUAAAUACCAGUCCUGCUGGUAGUUUUUCCUUAUCCACAAUUAGUUCCUCGCUAUUUACUCCAGCUUCUCCAGUUGCAAUUCCUGCGACAGGUUCUAUCUUUUCCCAAGGAGGAGUGGUAAAUUACGGGCCUACUCAACCUACUGUGAUAAGUCAUCCCAAGCCUUUAGUCAAUGGAGGAACAAGCUAUAGCGGAUAUGGUGGAAUAUAUCCCCAGGCUACACCUUUGCAACAAGUUGCUCUAGCCCUUAGGCACUCAACAUCUCCAAUAACUUCUACAGUUGCGCCUACAGCAUCUCUCCCAUGUACAGCCCCAACACCUGCCGCAAGCUCCACUCCUGAGAAGGAGAAUCGUCCUUCACAGAGGCGGAAAUUUCAGGAGUUACCUGCGGGCUCAAAGGACCCUUCAACUCUUCAGGUGUCAGAAUCAGUAAAACCUGGUGAGCAAACAUUAGUAAAUGGUGUGAGAAAUAUAUCAACUUUGCUAGCUCCAAAGAAGUCAGUCCAGUCAUCAUCAAAUGGAAUGCUACCACCAUCUCCACGAAUGAUGCCUGAGUCACCAUCAAUGAAUGGGACAGCACCACAUCCUCAACGAACUAUGUCAAAACCACCACUGUCGAAUGCAAUGCUGCCACCCUCUCAUCGAACCAUGCCCCCUCCGCCACCUCCUCCAAAAUUUUAUUCAUCUAACGCCGUAGACAAAUUGCAUGAGAAGAACACUAUUUCAAAUAAAAGCAAAGCUGAAAGUAUACCUGUUGUUUCAGAUACUUUGGCCAAAUUAGUGGAAUACGGAGAGGAAGAUGAUGAUCCUGAUGAAAAUGAAGAAUCUGAUCUCGGCAACUCCUCUGUAGUUGCAGAUCGAAAACCAUUUUGGGCUUUAUGAUUCAUAAUAUUGUUUCUGCCAGUGUCGUAUUGGCAAUGAGCUGAAUGGUUCUUCUGGGUAUUUGUAUGCUAAAUUUAUAUUUAUUUUUUAAAUGUUUUAGUAUAUAACGCAAAAGGCGAUGGAUUAAGAGGAUUUUAUCAUAGUGGGUACUCAUCUGUGUGGUCUUCAGGACUUGUAAGUUGUAAUUUCCCCUGGGGCUCUUGCUGUAUGUGACUUUGUGGCUGGUGAGAUAGGCAGGGAAGAUGGGUGUUGAUUUUUGUUUGUUAUCCGUCUCUGUAAGUUAUUUGUUAGCUGUACCUUAUUGUAGGAGUAGACUAAACGUUAAGCUUAGUUCAGCUUGUCAAAGAGACUCGCCCUUUUACGGGCAGAAAGAUUAGUAAUCCGGUGAAAAGUAGUCGACAAGAAUUAGCACUGUCCUGGGAAAUUGAGGACAUUUUUCUUAUAUAUAAAAAAUGAAUGCCAUUUUUGUAUCA